Molecule: messenger RNA, 1287 nt
Organism: Leptosia nina
Lineage: Eukaryota; Metazoa; Arthropoda; Insecta; Lepidoptera; Pieridae
Source: the annotation of a GenBank genome assembly
AUGACUUGGGGAUUUGUGACUUGUGGACCAAACGAGGCGCUUGUAGUUUCAGGAUGCUGUUAUUCCAAGCCGCUUUUGGUUCCUGGCGGACGAGCUUUUGUAUGGCCUGCAAUACAACGCAUACAAAGAAUAUCCCUUAAUACUAUGACCUUGCAAGUGGAAUCACCGACAGUCUAUACAAGCCAGGGUGUACCAAUAUCUGUGACUGGGAUAGCUCAGGUAAAAAUUCAAGGUCAAAAUGCAGAGAUGCUUCUAUCAGCAUGUGAACAAUUUCUGGGAAAGUCGGAACAGGAAAUCCAACAUAUAGCCCUUGUGACACUUGAAGGUCAUCAGCGUGCUAUUAUGGGAUCGAUGACAGUAGAAGAAAUAUACAAAGACAGAAAGAUCUUCUCCAAAAAGGUGUUUGAAGUUGCCUCCAGCGAUCUGAUAAACAUGGGAAUUACAGUAGUGUCCUACACCCUCAAAGAUAUUCGGGACGAAGAGGGAUAUCUCAAAGCGUUGGGUAUGGCUCGCACAGCGGAAGUUAAACGGGAUGCUCGUAUUGGGGAGGCAGAAGCCCACGCCGAAGCCAGGAUCAAGGAGGCCAUGGCUGAAGAACAGCGAAUGGCGGCCAGGUUCUUAAACGACACGGAAAUUUCGAAAGCCCAACGUGACUUUGAACUGAAGAAGGCGGCCUAUGAUGUUGAAGUUCAAACUAUAAAAGCUGAAGCCGAGAUGGCCUACGAACUGCAAGCAGCGAAGACGAAGCAACGCAUCAAAGAGGAGCAGAUGCAAAUCUCUGUGGUGGAACGAACCCAGGAGAUCAAUGUUCAGAAGUGGGAGGUUCAGCGGCGGGAGAGGGAAUUAGAAGCCACCGUACGCAAGCCAGCUGAAGCCGAGAAGUUUAGACUAGAGAAAUUGGCAGAAGCGCAUAGAUUGAAGACCAUACUCGAGGCAGAGGCUGAAGCGGAAGCGGUUAAAGUUCGGGGCGAGGCUGAAGCAUAUGCAAUCAAAGCGAAGGCAGUAGCAGACGCAGAACAGAUGGCGAAGAAAGCUGACGCGUGGAAGGAGUACGGUUCCGCUGCGAUGGUUGAUAUGAUGCUGGAGACACUGCCUAGGGUCGCAGCCGAAGUAGCGGCCCCAUUGUCGCAAGCGCGCAAAGUAACGAUGGUGUCCUGCGGUGGUGGUGAAGUGGGUGCAGCUAAACUCACCGGCGAAGUACUAAGUAUCGUGCAGUGUAUUCCCGAUCUGGUCAAGGGCGUGACCGGUGUCGACAUCUCGAAGAUAAAGGGAAUCAGCGCCGUAUAA